Tuber aestivum (summer truffle) is the source of this 1282-nucleotide messenger RNA. NCBI's taxonomy places the organism in Eukaryota, Fungi, Ascomycota, Pezizomycetes, Pezizales, Tuberaceae. The record is from the annotation of a GenBank genome assembly.
AUGCACCGGUUCAUCCAUCGCACCGAUAUCGAUACCGGGCCCUCGAUUGAAGAAACCCCAAACUCUACUCGAGUAUCGUACGGUACCGUACUGUUAUCAUACCCGUAUUCCCCACACCAGCCACUGGCGCAGCCACACCCUCUCGGAACAUCCCGAUCAAUCAACCACAGCUCGACUUAAACUUUAUCACCACCACCACCGGAGCAUCAGACAUACACACAUACCAUACCCGUUAUCGAGUCUCCCAUCAAUCGAUCACCACCAUCUACAUCACCGCAACCGCAACCACCCUUAAUAAGUCAUUCCACACCGAUAAUGGCGGCAAACAAUGAGCAAUUCUACCUCCGCUACUACAGCGGCCAUAGCGGUCGCUUCGGUCAUGAAUUCUUAGGUACAACAGCAACAAGCACAACCUUCUUCCCUUCCUCUUACCCUCUCAAUUACUAUAGUCGAAAGCACACGAAGGCUGACACACAGUCCGCCACUCCCCCCUUCCAGAAUUCGACUUCCGCGUCCUCGGCGAUGGCAGGAGCGCAACGGCCCGCUACGCCAACAACUCAAACUACCGCAACGAUUCGUUGAUCCGGAAAGAGAGCAAGUUCUCCCCGAUUCUCCCCCCCUCAGAAGCAGCGUCGGCAGAUGCGGCAGCGGCACUUUUCUGGACAGGCACUGACGAUGGUGUGGGGCGCUUGGUAGUGUGCGUGAGCUCUUUGAUGAUUAAGGAGAUUAAGAGGAUUAUCAAGGAGAGUGAGAUCAUGAAGUAUGCACACCCCAUGCAAUCCUCCCUCCACCUCUUUCAUUUCAUUUUGCUGACGGCGAUACUUUUCUUUCUCUCCCUCUUUGGCGCUGAUUAGGGAAGAUGAUAGUAAAUGGCCGCAAAAGAAUAAGGAUGGACGCCAGGAGUUGGAGAUUCGCCUAGGCAACGAACAUAUCUCCUUCGAGACCGCUAAGAUAGGAUCGCUUGUAGACGUCCAGGAAAGUGCUGAUCCUGAGGGGUUACGUGUUUUCUACUACCUUGUUCAGGAUUUGAAGGCUUUGGUGUUUUCGUUGAUCAGUCUGCACUUUAAGGUAACCGGUUGUCUAUGUGGGGCUGAUUACCACAGUGAUGAUGCUAACCAGCGUGAUUAUUCUUACAGAUCAAGCCUAUCUAAGUUCGGGACGGCGCUGGCGGAGAGGGGGCGGGUUGGUAGAAGGGCUGUAAUACUAGCGGGGUCUCCACCUUUUUUUCUUUUUUCACGAAAAAUAAUGCGACGCGUCUGCCGAGAUGGCUAUACACUUUACA